GCGUCACGUGACCCAGACCAGGAAGUGCAGUCACAGCAGCAGACGGCUGUACUUAUCUGUACUUAUCUGAACUUGUCUGUGCCUCAGCAAGUCGAGGCUCCCUUCGGUCUGGAAAGAUGACAGACUUUUUGUCAAGGAUAAAACAAAGCGUGUCGGAGAAGAAGAGGAAGAAGAGUCCCGUCGCCCAGUCCGACUUACGGAAGUGGGGUUUAAGAGGCAUACAGCUGCGACCCUACCAGCUGGACGGCGUGCAGUGGCUCACCCAGUGUCUGCAGGGCCAGCAGGGAUGCAUCCUGGGAGACGAGAUGGGCUUAGGAAAAACCUGUCAGACGAUCUCUCUGCUGGUGUACAUGUCAGGAGCUCUCGGGAAGAAAGGUCCCUUCUUAGUCCUGAGCCCGCUCUCUGUCAUGGAGAACUGGAGAAGGGAGCUGGAAUGCUUCGCCCCAACUCUGACCGUGCUGUGUUACAAGGGCGACAAAGUGAGACGAGCCGAGAUACAGAGAGGAGCAGAAGCACAAGACUUCCACGUUCUUCUCACUACAUAUGAGCUCUGUCUCAGAGAUGCCUCAUUCCUGAGAUGGUGGAAGUGGAAAGUGCUUGUGGUAGACGAAGCUCACCGAAUAAAGAAUCAGAAGUCACUAUUGCACAACACCUUGACAGAGCUUUCAGUGGAGUUCAGAGUCCUGCUGACAGGGACUCCCAUCCAGAACAACCUGCAGGAGCUCUACUCCCUGCUGACCUUCAUUCAGCCCAGCGUCUUUACCGCCGAUGAGACGGACGACUUCGUCAAGUCAUACUCAGUUGUACAAGACCAGCCUUCUCUUGCCGCUGAGCUGCAGAGUGUCCUGGAGCCUUUCCUGCUUCGUAGAGUCAAGUCGGAGGUGGCGGUAGAUCUGCCGAAGAAGACGGAGCUGCUGAUGUACCACGGCAUGUCGGCUCUGCAGAAAAAAUACUACAAGGCCAUUCUGAUGAAGGAUCUGGAGGCUUUUGGAAACGACCAAGGCAACAAGAACCGGCUGCUGAACAUCCUGAUGAACCUGAGGAAGUGUGUCGAACACCCAUACCUGUUUGACGGGGUGGAACCAGAGCCUUUUGAGAUGGGAGAGCAUCUUGUAGAAGCCAGUGGGAAACUUUGCCUCCUCGACAGCAUGCUGACCUACCUGCACAAAGGGGGCCACCGGAUCCUGCUGUUCUCUCAGAUGUCCAGGAUGCUGGAUAUUCUCCAGGAUUACAUGGAGUACAGAGGUUAUAGCUAUGAACGCCUGGAUGGGUCUGUCCGAGGGGAAGAACGGAAUCUGGCGGUGAAGAACUUUAGCAGCAAAGAUAUAUUUAUCUUUCUACUCAGCACUAAAGCAGGGGGAGUGGGCUUGAACCUUACAGCUGCUGACACAGUCAUUUUUAUGGACACUGACUUCAACCCUCAAAAUGACUUGCAGGCUGCUGCACGCUGCCAUCGGAUUGGUCAGAACAGGCCUGUAAAAGUGAUCCGCCUUCUUACAAGAGACACUGUGGAGGAGAUAAUGUACGCUCGCGCUGUGUCCAAGUUGCACCUCACCAACACGGUCAUUGAAGAAGGCCGCUUCUCUCUACUGGAUCAAGCUCAGUCAGCUGCUGGAGGACUAAAGCUCAGUGAGAUCUUGAAGUUUGGGGUAGAUAAGCUCUUGUCAUCCGACGAGAGCUCUGUACAGGAUGUGAAACUAGAGAAGAUUCUCGGUCCAUCACGUGAUGGCCAUUGGGUGGAUGAUGAAGACUCCACCUCGCUUAGAGAAGAAGAACAAGAAGAAGAGGAGGAGGAGGAGGAGGAGGAGAAUGGCUCAGAAUCUGACAGACGAGAGAACCACAUGUACUACUUUGACGGCAGAGACUACAGUAAGAACCCCACGUCCGAUGACCACGAGAGCUUCGAUCGUUUGUUGGAGGAGCAGCUGGACAAGUUUCAGAGGACUGCAGGAGAGGGACCAGCUCUGCGGAACAAAACUGGAGUUUCACAGUUGUUAGUACCUGGGAUUCAAAGAAGGAAGAGGAAACAUUUGACUGAGGCGGAGCUGGAGCUCAGGCAGCAGAGGAGGGAGGAGGCUGCAGCCAAGAGAGCCAAAGUUAAGGAGGACGCGAAGAAGAAACAGCAGGAGCAGAAAUACAAGAAAAAAAUGGAAUGGUGGGAGUCCUGUGGCUAUAGAUCACUGUGCUUGCAGUCUUUGGACAGUGAAGAAGAAGAGGAGGAAGAGGAAGAAGAGGAUGACGGCAGCAUAUGUUCCACAGACUCUGACAGCACGGCGAUCAACUAUGUUCUGGGGGAUGUUACUCAUCCACAUGAUGCUCAGGGGGACGCUAUCAUCGUCCACUGUGUUGAUGACUCGGGCCGUUGGGGCAGGGGAGGCUUGUUUACUGCUCUAGAGGUGAGAUCUGAUGAACCACGGAAGCAAUACGAGUUGGCUGGCAAGAUGAAAGAUUUGGACCUGGGAAACGUGUUGCUCUUCCCCGUCGAUGACAAACAGUCCAGAUUGGAUGGCCAAGAUCGAUUGGCUCUAAUAGUGGCACAGCAGAGAGACAAAGCCAACAACUUGUCUGGGAUCCUGCUGACAGCUCUAGACGACAGUCUAAAGAGGAUUUCUGGUGCAGCCAAAAGACAUAAAGCAAGUGUUCAUCUUCCUCGCAUCGGUCACUCCACCAAAGGCUUCAACUGGUACGGCACAGAGCGACUCAUCAGGAAACACUUGGCCUCAAGGGGGAUCCCCACCUUCAUAUACUAUCACAGCAGAGUUGCCAAGAAUACGGCCACACCCCCGGCAUCCACCUCUGCGACCUUGGCGUCCUCCCCUGAACCACAGCUGUGUAACUCUGACAGGUUGACUAGUCAGACGGAAGCGGAAACCCCGGGCCCCUCGGCUCCUGAGGUCCGGAGCCACGGCACCGCGGACCUCCCCGAUUUCAUGACGGGAGUCCAUGUGUUUUUCUACAACCUCCCUGCGUCGGAGAGGAAGAGGCUGGGCCGAUACCUCAUCACUUAUGAUGGAGAUGAGGACGACGUGAUGAGUCCGGAGAUCACCCACAUCGUCGCAGUGGUAGAGAGCAGCGUCCACUCACGGGAGCUCCAGGACCUGGCGCGUCAGUACACCCAGGCGGUCCCUGUGCAGAAGGCCUGGCUGGAGUCCUGCUUCUCCAAACAACGAAAAGUCGACACUGCACAGUUCAUACACCUGCUCAAAUAACACUACGAUUCAGUGUUUAAUCCCUUUUAAUCCCCUUUUGUCUAAAUCAUGAAUGGACUUUGUUUGCUGCUUUAAAAAUGCUGAAUAGUUUAUAAUGAUUGAUUUGUUAAUGUAAUAAGCAGUUAAUAAACAGGCACCCCCCUGCUGUUGUGUUGGAAAACUG
Scophthalmus maximus (turbot) is the source of this 3372-nucleotide messenger RNA. RefSeq names its product chromodomain helicase DNA binding protein 1-like (gene chd1l). Bases 117 to 3209 code for a protein of 1030 amino acids. NCBI's taxonomy places the organism in Eukaryota, Metazoa, Chordata, Actinopteri, Pleuronectiformes, Scophthalmidae. Gene Ontology annotation, biological process: chromatin remodeling; DNA repair. The record is from RefSeq and is a predicted model, not a curated record. Gene Ontology annotation, cellular component: nucleus. The transcript is spliced from 25 exons. Gene Ontology annotation, molecular function: DNA helicase activity; ATP binding; ATP-dependent chromatin remodeler activity.